UCCUCACUUUCAGCAUGCAAGUUUGUUUCAUCUGCAUAACACAGAAUAUUGGAAUUUUCAAUGGCAGGAGAAGGAGUGAUCAGAAGACCGAGAUGAAUUUGAACACUAUUCUAGAAGAGAUUCUUAUUAAAAGGUCACAGCAGAAAAAGAAGACAUCACCCUUAAACUACAAAGAGAGACUUUUUGUACUUACAAAGUCCAUGUUAACCUACUAUGAGGGUCGAGCAGAGAAAAAAUACCGAAAAGGAUUUAUUGACAUUUCAAAAAUCAAGUGUGUGGAAAUAGUGAAGAAUGAUGACUGUGUCAUUCCCUGUCAAAAUAAAUAUCCAUUUCAGGUUGUCCAUGAUUCUAACACACUUUACAUUUUUGCACCCAGUGUACAAAGCAGGGACCGGUGGGUAAAGAAGUUAAAAGAAGAAAUAAAGAACAACAAUAACAUUAUGAUUAAAUAUCAUCCUAAAUUCUGGGCAGACGGAAGUUAUCAGUGUUGCAGACAAACUGAAAAACUAGCACCUGGAUGUGAAAAAUACAAUAUUUUUGAGAGCAGUAUAAGAAAAGCACUACCUCCAGCACCAGAAACAAAGAAGCGAAGGCCUCCCCCACCAAUUCCACCUGAAGAAGAAGAUAAUAGUGAAGAAGUAGUUGUAGCAAUGUAUGAUUUCCAGGCGACAGAACCGCAUGAUCUCAGAUUAGAUAGAGGCCAAGAGUAUAUUAUAUUAGAAAAGAAUGAUGUUCAUUGGUGGAGAGCAAGAGAUAAAUAUGGGCGUGAAGGAUAUAUCCCAAGUAAUUACGUAACAGGAAAGAAAUCAAACAACUUAGAUCAAUAUGAGUAAGUAAAUGUUUAUGUUGUGAAUGUGGAAAGCCAGAAAAUUGAACAAAAAUUUCUUAUACUUGGAUUUUAGGAUAAAGAAGGUGGUUUUAUGGUAAGAGACUCCAGUCAGCCGGGCAUGUACACAGUCUCCCUUUAUACAAAAUUUGGAGGAGAAGGCUCAUCAGGUUUCAGGCAUUAUCAUAUAAAGGAAACAACAACAUCUCCCAAGAAGUAUUACCUAGCAGAAAAACACGCUUUUGGUUCAAUUCCUGAGAUUGUUGAAUAUCAUAAGCACAAUGCAGCAGGGCUUGCCACAAGGCUACGGUACCCAGUUAGUGUUAAAGUGAAGAAUGCACCAACUACUGCAGGAUUCAGCUAUGAAAAAUGGGAGAUUAACCCUUCAGAGCUGACCUUUAUGAGGGAACUGGGGAGUGGACUGUUUGGAGUGGUGAGGCUUGGCAAAUGGCGGGCCCAGUACAAAGUAGCUAUUAAAACUAUUAGGGAAGGUGCCAUGUGUGAGGAGGACUUUAUAGAAGAAGCUAAACUGAUGAUGAAACUGACACACCCGAAGUUAGUACAGCUUUAUGGUGUCUGCACACAGCAAAAACCAAUUUACAUUGUUGCCGAGUUCAUGGAAAGGGGCUGCCUUCUGAAUUUCCUCCGACAGAGACAAGGUCAUUUUAACAGAGAUGUGCUGCUGAGCAUGUGUCAGGAUGUGUGUGAAGGGAUGGAAUACCUGGAGAGGAACAGCUUCAUCCACAGAGAUCUGGCUGCCAGAAAUUGUCUAGUAAAUGAAGCAGGCAUUGUGAAAGUAUCUGAUUUUGGAAUGGCCAGGUAUGUUCUGGAUGAUCAGUACACAAGCUCUUCUGGUGCUAAAUUUCCUGUGAAGUGGUGUCCGCCCGAAGUGUUUAAUUACAGUCGCUUCAGCAGCAAGUCGGAUGUUUGGUCAUUUGGUGUUUUAAUGUGGGAAGUAUUCACUGAAGGCAGAAUGCCCUUUGAAAAAAACACCAACUAUGAAGUGGUAACCAUGGUUACUCGUGGCCACCGACUCUACCAGCCUAAGUUGGCAUCCAAAUACAUAUAUGAGGUGAUGCUGAGGUGUUGGCAGGAGAAACCAGAGGGAAGGCCUUCCUUUGAAGAUUUGCUGCGCACAAUAGACGAGCUAGUUGAGUGUGAAGAAUCUUUUGGAAGAUAAAGUGGUGUUGUGACCAGUGGCUCCCAGAUUCGAAAGCAUGAGGAAGAAAUGGCACUUUAUUCAGCACGUGAACGUGAGGAUUGUUUUACUUAUAAAAUGGAAACACCUAAAGCAUUUGCUUCCAGACCAGCUUUACCUCUAAGACUGAGACAGAAUCUUCCAGAUUAUGAAAAUGCUGCCUGAGAGAUGGUGAUUAAAAGUACUCACUUUUAUUCAUUCCACAGGCACUUGAGUGCCCAUUAUGUGCCAGGUACUAUGCCUAGGCUCCAGGGCUUGCCCACAGUGGUCUGUACAUGGGGUCAUGUUGGCUGGUGCCAGUGGGAGGCCAGGGUGUUUGGGAAGGGGAAGGGUAUUAGAGCCAUGUUCCAGCAACCCCUGUCCUCCGUUUGACUUCUGCAGAAAUCCGGGCCCAGGGCAUUGUCUAGAAUGUGGGUUCCAGAUGAAUCAGGAGUCCACCUCAGAUAAGUACUGAUGUUUUGUUUUGAAAACAUCUCUGUUUUCAAGACUGCUGUUAGUAUUACACUGAAAAAUAUGUGUACGUUGUAUCUAUUGUAAAUAUAUGUAAUAUAUAAAGUUAUAUAUUUAUAAGAAACAAGAGCUGUCUUUUAAUUGAAACUUUCAUUCUGUAAUAUAUCAGCUGUAAUAUAUUCUUAGGACUGUGCCUUACCACUGUCAAUCCUUUUCCUCUGGGGAUCAAAUAUUCCCUACUAAGAGAAAGAAGUCUGGAUCCCUCUGUCGUUAAUACCCCUGCCUUACUCUGGUGGAUGUGUUUGGGGAUGCCUGUCCACUUUAAGGGAGUCCCUUGGUAGUACAAAUGGUCAAUGCACUUGGCUGCUAACCAAGAAGUUGGAGGUUCAGGUGCACCCAGAGGCACCUUGGAAGAAAACCUGGUGAUUUACUUCCAAAAACUCAGCCAUUGA
Messenger RNA from Trichechus manatus latirostris (Florida manatee), 2926 nucleotides. RefSeq names its product tec protein tyrosine kinase (gene TEC). Gene Ontology annotation, molecular function: ATP binding; non-membrane spanning protein tyrosine kinase activity; protein binding. Gene Ontology annotation, cellular component: plasma membrane. Gene Ontology annotation, biological process: intracellular signal transduction; B cell receptor signaling pathway; protein phosphorylation. NCBI's taxonomy places the organism in Eukaryota, Metazoa, Chordata, Mammalia, Sirenia, Trichechidae. The record is from RefSeq and is a predicted model, not a curated record. The transcript is spliced from 17 exons.